Messenger RNA from Prionailurus viverrinus (fishing cat), 6936 nucleotides. It is a transcript of the gene IKZF1, whose product is annotated as IKAROS family zinc finger 1. Gene Ontology annotation, molecular function: RNA polymerase II cis-regulatory region sequence-specific DNA binding; DNA-binding transcription factor activity, RNA polymerase II-specific. The record is from RefSeq and is a predicted model, not a curated record. Bases 1530 to 3299 code for a protein of 589 amino acids. The transcript is spliced from 9 exons. Gene Ontology annotation, cellular component: nucleus. Gene Ontology annotation, biological process: regulation of transcription by RNA polymerase II. NCBI's taxonomy places the organism in Eukaryota, Metazoa, Chordata, Mammalia, Carnivora, Felidae.
UCUUGGGGCCACCUGCUCGCUCGCAGGUGGAAAUGAGGACAGUACUGGAGACUUGCCCAGCUCCUGGCCCAGGAGCCACGACCGCCCAGGGCAGUUGGAUGCAUCUUCCCAGGGGACAGCCAGGUCCCCAGUCCAUCAUGCAUGUGGAGGAAGGAAAGAAGGACAAGGGACAAGGUGGGGGGGUGGUGUUUCCAAAGCUCCCCGUCUCCAGGGCUCCUUCACAGGGUGGCCCCAGCUGUAAGGCCACAUCUCCCCUGGCCUGGUUGCAGGAGCAGAAAUGUGCUGGGCCACCUUUGCUCCAUCUCUCAGCCCUUGUGUUUGCCCCCCUGCACCCCCUGCUUUCUAGAGUCGCUGAUAGGCCAACUCCAUGAAACCGAAACCAGGCAAGUCCUGUUGGAGCAGAGGGACCUGGGAGACACAGAGACACAGACACAGAGAGGGAAGGGGAAGGAGGGAGAGACAGCAAGCGGUGUUAGGCUCAGUGACCGCUGAGAGGGAGAUGGUCGUGGGCAGUGGCUUCUGACAGCAGGCUCUGCCCUCCACCCCCGGAGGGACAGCCCCCGACGUCGCUGUCACGCUGGCCUCCACUUAUCUCCGCAUCUGUUUCCCCUUGUGCAAGAUUCAGAGCCACUGGCUCCAAAGACACAAUAAGAGCAUUCAGGGCCCUACGAACUGCCCAGGCGACGGGUGUUUGCCGCCGUGGUGUUUUCUUCCGUCGAUCGGUUCAGGCGUUCAGGUGUCUGGGUAUCCCCGGGCGGAGUAGAAAAUCACAGUUGACUUCUGUGAAACAAUCGUUCCCUCUGGCUUCUCCCUCCACAGACCUACGAUCCUGGUUUUUGUGUAGGUGCCGGUUCCCGAAAACAAGUUGUUGAUCCGCUUGUGUGAUGAACCCCUCUUUCUGUUCGUGAGCUCCUUCGUGGCGGAGACCCUGUGCAGCCCUAGCUCUCCGCUUUGCACUUGACUCUGGACACAGACAGCGUCCAUGUGGGAGUAGAAGGCAAGGAAGCUUUCUGAAAAUGAGCGCAGAGCCCCGCCCCCCCUUCCUAGCCACGCACGCCCCCCCCCACCAGCUGCCCCUCUGUCAUCUCGGGUCUUGGAGGGGACGGAAUUUCCUCGCCCUCACAUCAGUUUCCCAUCGCUGAAUGAUUUGUCUGAUCUUUGCCUGAAAACAGUCACUUUUACCAAAAAAAAAAAAAAAAAAAAAAAAAAGUCACGACUGUUCCAUCCCAAGAGAUGCAAAUUUGGACUUUGGGGAAGUUUGAGGGAGCUGGUCAAGUCCCCCCAUGUCCCCCUCCCCGUGUGAUGGCAAGCAAGCCCAGCUGCAGAAUUCACGGGGCGUGGGCCCUGUCCCCGAAUUGUCAAGAAGGUCAAAGCAGUGGUAACAAGCCGACAUUAGUCCCGAGCAAGGGGGCCACACGCCUACGCGGAGUAGGAUUCAUUCAGACUGUGUUUGAAAAUCUAGGUGGUGCUGAUUACCCAGUGGAGUUACACAUAGUGGGGGUGGGGGUGGGGGUGGACAUUUAGCGAAAAUGGAAACAGGCGUGUUGACACAGAUUCCCCAUCCUCUGCUCAGUGUCGCCGGCCCCCAGAACACCCGCCGUCCUGAGUGUGCAGACGGCUGCUGGGAUGGGGCUGCCUCCUGGAGGGGACACACAAGACACACAGAUAACCUGAGGACAAUGGACGCUGAUGAGAGUCGAGACAUGUCCCGAGUUUCAGGGAAGGAAAGCCCCCCAGUGAGUGACACUCCGGAUGAUGGGGACGAACCGAUGCCCGUCCCCGAAGACCUUUCCACCACGUCUGGAGGACAGCAGAGCUCCAAGUCCGAGAGAGGAGCGGUUACAUAUGGGGCCGAUGGCUUUAGGGAUUUUCAUGCACUCAUUCCCAAAUCUUUCUCUCCCGGUAAUGUUAAAGUAGAGGCUCAGAGUGAUGAAGAGAAUGGGCGGGCCUGUGAAGUGAAUGGGGAAGAAUGUGCGGAGGAUUUACGAGUGCUUGAUGCCGCGGGAGAGAAAAUGAAUGGCCCCCACAGUGGCCAAGGCAGCAGAGCUCUGUCAGGAGCUGGAGGCAUUCGACUUCCUAACGGCAAACUAAAGUGUGAUGUCUGUGGGAUAAUUUGCAUCGGCCCCAAUGUGCUCAUGGUCCACAAAAGAAGCCACACUGGCGAGCGGCCUUUCCAGUGCAACCAGUGCGGGGCUUCGUUCACGCAGAAGGGCAACCUGCUUCGGCACAUCAAGCUGCACUCUGGGGAGAAGCCCUUUAAGUGUCAUCUCUGCAAUUACGCGUGCCGCCGACGGGACGCCCUCACUGGCCACCUGAGGACGCACUCCGUUGGUAAACCUCACAAAUGUGGAUAUUGUGGCCGAAGCUAUAAACAGCGAAGCUCUUUAGAGGAACAUAAAGAGCGUUGCCACAACUACUUGCAAAGCAUGGGCCUUCCAGGCACGCUGUACCCAGUCAUUAAAGAAGAAGCUAAUCACAGUGAGAUGGCAGAAGAUCUGUGCAAGAUAGGAUCAGAGAGAUCCCUCGUGCUGGACAGACUAGCAAGUAACGUCGCCAAACGUAAGAGCUCUAUGCCUCAGAAAUUUGUUGGGGACAAGUGUCUGUCGGACAUGCCCUACGACGGCGGCGCCAGCUACGAGAAGGAAAACGAGAUGAUGCAGACCCACGUGAUGGACCAAGCCAUCAACAACGCCAUCAGCUACCUGGGGGCCGAGUCCCUGCGCCCCCUGGUGCAGACGCCCCCGGGCAGCUCGGAGGUCGUCCCGGGCAUCAGCCCCAUGUACCAGCUCCACAAGCCCCACGCGGAGGGCCCCCCGCGGUCCAACCACGCGGCCCAGGACAGCGCCGUGGAGAACCUGCUGCUGCUCUCCAAGGCCAAGUCCGUGUCCUCCGAGAGGGAGGCGUCCCCGAACAACAGCUGCCAAGACUCGACGGACACCGAGAGCAACGCCGAGGAGCAGCGGGGCGGCCUCAUCUACCUGACCAACCACAUCACGCCCCACGCGCGCAACGGCCUGUCCAUCAAGGAGGAGCACGCGGCCUACGACGUGCUGCGGGCGGCCUCCGACGGCUCCCAGGACGCCUGCCGCGUGAUCGGCGCGGGCGGGGAGCCCAUGAAGGUGUACAAGUGCGAACACUGCAGGGUGCUCUUCCUGGACCACGUCAUGUACACCAUCCACAUGGGCUGUCACGGCUUCCGUGAUCCUUUUGAGUGCAACAUGUGCGGCUACCACAGCCAGGACCGCUACGAGUUCUCGUCCCACAUCACCCGGGGCGAGCACCGCUUCCACAUGAGCUAAACCCCGCGCGCGGCUGCCGGCCCGCAGAGGAAGCACGCGGGGGUGGGGGUGGGCGUGGGGGGAGGGGGGGGCGGACAGGCCCUCCCGCCAGCAGCACGGACUGGACCAGAACCUUGUGCUUUUGAUUUCUCGGUGGUUCUCUUGUUUUGUUUUGUAGUUUUCAGUCGGUUGGGGUUUGAUUUGCUUUGGAACACGAGGCGAUUUUUUUUUUUAUGGUUAGAUGCAGGGUUACGUUUGGAGCACCCCCCCCCCCCACCGCUCUCUUCCUAGAUGUUUGCCAUAGAUUGCGAGCUGAAGUCCCCUCUAGCUGUGGCUUCCUGGAAGCCCCCCGCCCCCCCCCCCUCCGCAAGACUCAUCACUCUCAGAGAAAGUUUGAUACAAACAGGUCAGAGCCCAGGAAGGAAUGAGCCGGGGAGCAGACCUCCAGGCGCCCCCCUCGCAAUGCAGCAGGGUCUAGAAACCCAAGUCAUAGCUUCUGGCCGUGUGCGUCUAGGGCUGGAGGCCUGCAGUUUCUAAGAGAUGUUGUAAGUCACAGCCCGCACAAAAGGCAAAUUGUUGGAGGAAAGUUGGACUCCUCGGACAAAGGGAGGGGCCAGAGAGCCUGUUGGUCUGGUUCUCAAUUUCAAAACCGAGGUAGCCUUCCAAGGCUGGCGGGCGAGCAGAAGAGUCUGAACACUGUAUUCCUGGAGGCAGGUGUGGAGACCGCUGCCCUCUGCCUACUCCAGUCCGUGCCUUUCAUGGCCCAGAGUCUAUCACUAUGUUCCUAACAUCCAUCCCAAAACUUGGACCUUACUUCCUCUGAACCUCUCAAAGGGUCAAAUUACCGAGAAACCAAGGCUUGAUUCCAAAUUCUACACCCGUUGCUUCCCUGGCUGGUUCCCCUGACAGGCAGAAGCCUGCCUUUCCUUCAGAGGCCCAACCUAGACCCCACUUCAACUAUGUCGUUGUUUUGUUUGUCGGUAAGUUUCUUUCCCUGCCCUCAUUCUGCAUCAUUCAGGUUUUAAAAUCCACGAAAGCAGGGUUCAGGAUGGUCAUUAAUUUUCAGAGCAAGGGAACGUGACAGGCAAGGCCCAGGAGACGUUGUUCAUACACAGGACCCACGCCUUGGAAACCAAACUUUGAAACAGCCUGAGACUCCCCCGUGAGGACAGAGCAGUCCCUGUGUGCCUGCACAUGGACAUGAUGUGUGGCCCUGCUUCCCUUCUCCCUGGGAAUGCGGAACGGUCGGGAGCGAUCGCAUAACCAGCCAGCGGGAUCUGACGGGAAAGAGGCAGGUGGUGGCAGAGGGAGAACCUUCCUCAGGCAUGACGGGAGCCCCGCUGAGGUGUUUGGUGAUUCGGAUGCCAACCCAGAGGGGUCACCCUCAAGGUUCAUCCUGUCGUUAAGGAUAAUGACCCCAGUCACCUAGGCAAAUGAGAGCACACGGUUUCACACCUUUAUGUGUCUUCGCCAAAACUGAGCCAAGGUGAACACGGGGAAAAAGAAAACAGAGGAAAAAUUGUCCAUUGGCCCCUCUGCAUUUAGUCUAAAUCGAGGUUUCUUAGUCACGGUGCUCUUGACAUUUGGAGCUGGGCAGUUCUUUGUGGUGGGGGAUUCUCCUGUGGGUUCUUAGCAUCCUUCCUGGUCACUACCCAACAGAUGCCCAUAGCAUCCCCGUUCGACACCCCAAAAUCUCUCCAGAUGUUGCCACAUAUCCCCUGGGGAGCAAAUCCUCCCUAGUCGAGAACCACUGCUCUCGUUCUAAGCCAGUCCAAGGUCUGAGGAAGCCUUCCAAAGAGAAACAUGCUGGAAGAAUUUUCCCCCUCCGCCGUGUAGCCCCUGACCCGUGUUCCUCUGUGUUCAUCGCAAAUUCUAGAAAUGAAUUUAUCCCACCUUCCUGUGCACGUUUGGGUUUUGCUGAGAGGAUGAAGUCCACACCCAUCCUUGAGUCACACAUUUCUUGGCUUACAGGACGGGGACAGUGUUUUGAAACUGGAAAGAAACAUUGCAUUGACGCAGGGGCGUGCAAAGGCCCUGGGUAAAGUGCUGUAGAGACAGGGGGCGCGGGCGGUUCCAUACGCAGCCACAAAGAAAGGGAGAGUGACACAAAUUUCCUGUUUGCUGGGGCCACUCAGACCUGCCCUGUUCCCUUCCAUCAUCCCACAGAGCCAGUUGGUUGAAAGGAGUUAACUCCCCCCCACCAAAAAAACUUCUCACCCCUGCCCCUCGCUGUGGCUUCAAACAAAGCUUAACCCAGAACUGUAAAUAGCGGCUACAAGUGUUCUUUUCUAAAGCGCUUCCCCUCCGCUCACUGCCUUUUCUAGCCAAUGUAACCAUCUAUUUACACACCUUUUCUUGUGGUGUUCUAUGCUAACACCGUUUUUCUUUGAGAUUAUUGUGUUGGAGGUAACGGUCCCAUAGAAUGUCAACUGGUAACUAAGUUACAUUAGGAAGGUGGUCAUAUUCUGUACCAAAAGCCGUUCACGUUUUUCUUCUAGCCGAGCAACGUAGGAUUGUGCAUGACCUCACGCCUUUUCUGUUCUGUGGUCUGUUCUGCUGCUGGAUGGUGUGAAUGCGUGUCUCGAGAACCGCUGUGUUCUGAAGUGUGCCUAGGCUUCGUGCCCCCGCAUUUGAAAAUAAACGUCAGAGACAAGAGCGCCGCUCUCGCGGGUGGAUGUGUGGGUUAUGGUAAGAAAUCGCUGCCCCUCUGUCUCUGAGCUUCUGUGGACUGAAAGCCUGGACGCCUGCUCCUUAUCCAGGUCCCUUCUGUGCCGUAUGCCUUAGAGCACACGCUGCCCUGUCCAAAGAGUCACUAAAAAAGAAUUGUGACUUUUCUUCAUCCGUCACCAAGGGGCGUAUGCCUGUCACUUCAGAGACCAGAGUGUUCCAUUUUCAAUGUAGAAUCCACCACAUGAAAUCUUAGAGUCUUCAUUGAGAAAGAAAGCUACUGUUACGGGCAUUCGAAUUUGUUCUUUUUUUGUGGGGGGAGGGGGGGUUCUUUCUGUUUUUGUGGGGAUUUUUUUUCUUGUUUGUUCUCAUCACUGUGUAACCCUGAUGAGCGUCACGCUCUUGCCAAAACAAAAGCAACAUCUAAUGGACUUACAUAGGUUGGGAAGCAAAGUAUUACUCUAUCCUGCACUUCCUAAGUUUCAGCAAUAAUGAAGGGUCAGCUCUCUCUAAAAAUCCCGAUAGCUGUCAUAUUCAGUUCAGUGUGUGUGUGUGUGUGUGUGUGUGUGUGUGUGUUUUACUUAAAAAAUGAACCAAACUCAGAUUUAUUUAAGAUGUUCAGUCUUGGGAAAACAGAAGCACAUCCACAGUUGGUGUGGUCUUGGUGUGGUGGCAUUCACUGUGAACAGACGUAGCCAGAAAUUAAUAUGCAAUAUUGUUUUAAAUACUUUCUAAUACACUUUUCUAUGAUGUUGUGUGUGUAGCCAGUGCUGCCUGGGGUCUUCGUCCACCAUUCUGGAAAAUAUGUGUACAGGACUGUAAAUGAGAAAAAAAUGCUGUUGUAUUUGCUAUCCGCCUCUCUGGUGAUGUUAAAUUAUUUCUGUUUAGCUGUGAACAAGGGGCGUGCCCCUGGAGGGAUAGAGGAUACUUUUGUACACAUUUUGAAAUGCUUUUUUCUGUAGUGGUAGAACAAUAAAUGCAACAAACACUU